Drosophila suzukii is the source of this 1636-nucleotide messenger RNA. RefSeq names its product arginyltransferase 1 (gene Ate1). Gene Ontology annotation, cellular component: cytoplasm. Gene Ontology annotation, biological process: protein arginylation. Gene Ontology annotation, molecular function: arginyl-tRNA--protein transferase activity. NCBI's taxonomy places the organism in Eukaryota, Metazoa, Arthropoda, Insecta, Diptera, Drosophilidae. The record is from RefSeq and is a predicted model, not a curated record.
UCACACUAGAAGACUAAGAAAAAUUCGCAACAGAGCGGCUCGCAGCUUAAUUUAUUGUUUAAAUCGUGAUUAAAAGCACUAUGUUUGCACUCUAAACGACGAAGGGAAAGCAGAAUAAUGAGUGUCAGCAUCGUGCAGUACUAUGGCAACCAGCAGAGCAAAUGCGGCUACUGCGCGGGAGCAAACUGCAGCCUGUCGCACGGUAUGCACGCCUAUCGGCUGGACUGCCAGGACUAUCAGAACCUCAUCGAUCGCGGCUGGAGGCGGUGCGGCAACUACUGCUACAAGCUGCGCAACCAGGAGACGUGCUGCCCCUGCUACACGAUCAAGUGCGAUGCCUUGGAGUUCAAGCUGUCCAAGUCGAACAAGCGCAUUCUGCGGCGCAUGAAUCGAUUUUUGCGCGACGGCAAGCGGGAGUCCAAGCCAGAAGCGGGCGAGGGCGACGGGGAAGCCGAUGCCGAUGACGCGACAGGCGCUCCCGAGGUCACUGCCAGCGAGCCGCAGCCGCAGCUGCCCGAUAAGAGUCCCGCUGUUAUCAAUGUGGAGCACGUUGCGUCACUGGCACGGGCUCAAAAGAAGCCGACCAAACAGCCGCCGGCUCCAGCAGCCGAAGCUCCUACGCUAGGCUCCAACAAAUCUGCAGCACCGAUCUCUAACAAGCCCUGCAAGAAGGCCAAGCAAAUGCGAUUGGAGCGCCGGCAAGCCAAGUUGGGGGACUCUGCAUCGACUUCAACAAAAUCCCUUUCCCAGGAAAAGAGCCUUCGGGACUUCUUAUCGAUCGACAACGAGACCAACAAGCAUAAGCUAAAGAUCGUUAUGGUCGAUUCCUCAGACACACAGCGCACUUGUGCCGAUGCAGUGAUCGAGUUGUAUCGCAAAUAUCAAAUAACCAUUCACAAUGAUAACCCCGCACGCCUCACCCUAGCUAGUAUGCAGCGGUUCUUGGUCAAAUCACCUCUUAAGAAUGAGAAACCCAGCGAUGGCCCCGAAAUUGGCUAUGGAUCGUUUCAUCAGCAGUAUUGGCUGGACGACAAGCUGAUUGCUGUGGGUGUGAUUGACAUUCUGCCCGCGUGUGUGAGCUCUGUUUACUUCUUCUACGAUCCGGACUACAGCUUUCUAUCGCUGGGCACAUAUGGCUCACUUAGGGAAAUUGACUUUGUGCAGUCGCUCGCCGAAAAUGUGCCUGCCUUAAAGUAUUACUACAUGGGUUUCUACAUACACUCAUGCCCGAAAAUGCGCUACAAGGGCAAGUUGUCCGCCUCAUACUUGCUAUGCCCAGAGACUUAUGAAUGGCUACCGCUUACCGAUGCCAUUCGUGCUAAGCUAGACGAGCAUAAGUACCAACGCUUAAACCCAGACGCUUCUGCCAGGGACGUGAAUGAGUUUUUAAUAGAGCAUUUAGACGAAGUUAUGCUGCUGCUGGAUGCCCAAACCUGCGCCAAUUACAAGCAGUACAAUCAGCUUGGCGGCGAAGAGAGCGAUGCCGACGCGAUUAUUGAGUACAGCAAGCUGGUUGGCAAAAUCUGUGCCCACCGUAUGCUGUAUGUGAAUAUGUUGUGAACAAUUUAAACAAAAGGAAAUUAAUUUGUUAGCCUGUGCGCUUGUAAUCUUAGUCAAGUAGAGAUUGUAACAGAAA